AUGUUGACAGGAGAAUUACCUGUCAGUAUCGGUAAUCUCACAAAUCUGGUGCUCUUGAAAUUACAAAACAACCGUCUUACGGGUAAAGUUCCUUCUAGUUUUGGCAAUCUUAAAAAUCUGACAGAACUUGAUCUCUCACGUAACGCGUUUUCCGGAGAAUUGUCGACAUGGAUAGGAGACUUGACAAGGCUGAAUUCCCUCGAGAUAUCCUACAAUUGUUUCCAGUCAGUUAUACCUUCAGGUCUCAUAAAUUUGAAGAGCCUUAUUGGACAUUUGAAUGUGUCGCAUAACAAGUUGACAGGGAAAAUUCCUCUUCAUCGUUUUCCAUAUCCUGCCUCUUCUUUUGUGGGCAACCCUGGUCUAUGCGAUUACCCACUUCCUCCUUGUCAUGCUACUGCAUAA
This is a messenger RNA of Papaver somniferum (opium poppy), 402 nucleotides long. RefSeq names its product putative receptor like protein 25. Bases 1 to 402 code for a protein of 133 amino acids. The transcript has a single exon. Lineage: Eukaryota; Viridiplantae; Streptophyta; Magnoliopsida; Ranunculales; Papaveraceae. The record is from RefSeq and is a predicted model, not a curated record. Gene Ontology annotation, molecular function: protein binding.